Iphiclides podalirius (scarce swallowtail) is the source of this 327-nucleotide messenger RNA. Lineage: Eukaryota; Metazoa; Arthropoda; Insecta; Lepidoptera; Papilionidae. The record is from the annotation of a GenBank genome assembly.
AUGGCCGUUUUGACGGCUAGUAUGGUUUUAUAUGGCCGAUGCGAUGUCAAAGUAGUUCAAAAUGCUUUGACGCGGGAACACGCGCACACCGGAGUCUCGGAAGCCGACGCAGCCGUGCCGGGCUGUGUAACGCCCUAUUCUUCGGGGAUAGAGUUGAAAAUGGCGCGGCAGCCCACCGUCGAUUCGGAGACCCGCAGCCGUGCCACGCUACGUAACGCAAAUUGGGCCUUAAGCUUCGGGGAUAGAGUUGAAAGUGGCGCGGCAUGGGACCCACCGUCACUUGGAAGACUCGCAGCCGUGCCAAGCUACGUAACGCAAAUUGGGCCU